AUGGCGAAUCUCCCACUCUCAAAAUUCACAGUAGCACUUUCCCUUUCGCUCUAUCUUCUUGUUCACGCCAUAUCGUCUUCGGCGACGACCGGCGGCAGUACAGUGUCGCCUUCUGCUAUAAUUAGCGACGAUGUUGUUCCGGUUGCUGACCGUUCGAGUUUUCCGGCGGGCUUCCUCUUUGGUUCGGCGUCAUCUUCUUACCAGGUGGAAGGCGCGGUAGCUGAAGAUGGAAAAGGACCUAGCAAUUGGGAUGUUUACACCAACAAAUACAGAGGGGAACAAGACGACUCAUCGUCUACCCAUAUUCGUCUUCGUGGUGCCGAAAUGCGUCGACCAUCUCGGUUUCUCAUGAGCUCUGAUGAUCAGGAUUCUGAUUCGAAACCCAAAGAGAGGAUAGCCGAUGGGAGCAACGGGAAUGUGGCCAUCGAUGGGUAUCAUCGCUACAAGGAAGAUGUUGCAAUCAUGAAGAGUAUCGGAUUGCAGGCUUAUCGAUUUUCUCUUUCAUGGGCUCGAAUUUUACCAAAUGGAACAGUCGAAGGUGGUGUUAAUCAAGAAGGAAUCGAGUACUACAACAAUCUCAUCAACGAACUCCUAGCCAAUGGCAUCAAACCUUUUGUAACCAUUUUUCAUUUCGACCUUCCGGACGCCCUGGAAAGAGAAUAUGCCGGCUUCCUUAGCCCUAAAGUUGUGAAAGACUUCGUUGCAUAUGCGGAUGUUUGUUUCAAGCACUUUGGGGAUCGAGUUCAACACUGGGUCACGAUCAACGAGCCUCUGUCGUACAGUUUGUUCGGCUAUGCCCAGGGGACGAUGGCUCCAGGCCGAUGCUCGAAAUGGAUGAACCUGAACUGCCCUGGGGGAGACGCUGCCACCGAGCCCUACGUAGUAGGACACCACCUACUCCUUUCUCAUGCCGCCGUAGUGAAACUGUACAGAGACAAGUACCAGACAACACAAAAGGGCGAGAUCGGCACCGCCCAGGUGGUGCAGUGGGGACUUCCUCUCUCCGAUUCGAAGCAAGAUCUCGAGGCCACGCAACGAAGAAUCGAUUUCACGCUCGGAUGGUUUCAGGACCCAUUGGCCACCGGAGACUAUCCACCGUCGAUGAGAGCCAUCGUGGGGGAAAGAUUGCCUAAAUUCUCCAAGGAGGAAUCCGAGAUGUUGAGAGGUUCCUUCGAUUUUGUGGGGUUGAACUACUACACAGCUUACUACAUUUCGGAUGCGCCUCCUUCGAAUUCUAUGCCUAAGAGCGCAACGACGGAUUCUCAAACCAGUUUUUCACCCGAGAAGAAUGGUGUCGACAUUGGCCCAAAGGCAGGGAUAUCAUGGCAGUAUAUUUACCCUAAGGGGAUUCGAGAUGCUGUACUCUACACAACAAAGAAGUAUAAUAACACGGCCGUUUACAUUACUGAAAAUGGCAUGGGGGAGCUCAAUAAUGAAACAUUAAGCAUCAAGGAAGCUCUUAAUGAUACUCUAAGAGUGGAAUUUUACAGCCAACAUAUCGCCUACCUCAAUAGUGCAAUCAAGAGAGGUGCAAAUGUGAAAGGGUAUUUUGCUUGGUCACUGAUGGACAACUUUGAAUGGUCGGAGGGCUACACAAUCCGAUUUGGCAUUAACUAUGUGGACUUCAAAAAUGGAUUGAGACGAUAUCCUAAAAGAUCUGCCAUUUGGUUUCGAAACUUCCUCAAGAACUAUCAAUGA
Messenger RNA from Linum trigynum, 1698 nucleotides. NCBI's taxonomy places the organism in Eukaryota, Viridiplantae, Streptophyta, Magnoliopsida, Malpighiales, Linaceae. The record is from the annotation of a GenBank genome assembly.